AGUGCGGUUUCGGAUCGUUUUGUGCCACAACUUGGAAUACCUGCGAUGUACCGCUGAACCGACCAUUUGACUAGUUUUAUCCUGGUAACGAAUGGCCACAAUUAUAAGCAUCACGUAUCAGACUAAUAGGAUGAUCACCUGAAGAUGAAUACGAACCGAAACGUGGCGGAUGGCGGUUACAAUUGCCGCGUAAAACUCGAUCAGGUGUUGGCUAUAAUAAUUCGAAAAGAAGGCUGUCGAGGAGACCCAGGGGAUUUUUGGAUGUACGAGAAUGGAUAUUUACUUUUUCAGGGUUUGCUUUCAUCGAAUUCCGUUUGUUGGUGGAACAACGGUCUUAAUGGAGCGACGAAGAAUCUAGUUUACUAUGGAUACAUCAACCCAGGGGCGUUAUUGGUGGGGUCAGAACCUUGUGCUCUGGAGAUUUUAAGGAACGCCUGGGCGAGGAGAGUGCUGCAGCCGCCGGCUGGAUACCAAAUAGUCGCUUUAGAAGACGUAGAACACUGCUCGACAGUUCAAGUGGCCCAAACGCAAUGGACGCCGCUGCCCGAGGCCGUGUGCUCGGUCAUCCUGCGGCUGUCCAGCCAGGGCAGACCCGCCGGCCUAGAAACGAUCAGGGAGUCCCUGAUCGUCGCCUUCCCGCACGUGUCGCCCCCUGGCGAGCAGGCGCUCUACGACACGCUGGUGCAGCUGACCAAGGAGCGGAAGCUCUACAACACGUCUAACGGAUACUUCAUCGUUACGCCCGAAAAAAGACGGUCCAGAAGUCAAUCUAGGGGUAGGAAGAAGGAUGACAAUGGAAUAGACAGCUUCACGAACAAAACCAUGCUCAUGUCGACCGAAGAGGCAAUGGCAAUCGUCCAUGGAGAUAUGGCAACCAUAAGGGAUGGAAACGUCACACACCAAUGUAUACAAACCAACUUAGCAGACGUAAUUUGUGGAGGCAAUGCCAGCGACAAAGUUCUAUAUCCAAGGACGAAACGGAGGUCAGCUUCGUUUCCAUCUCCGAGAAGUCCGGAUAGAAGAGGAUCCUUCAGGCUGUGGAGCUCUACCAGGCGAUUGAGGAGGUCAGCUUCCACCAGAACGAUCGCUAAACACUAUAUUGACACCAGCAGCAGCACCGAAUAUCCCAACAGUGGAGAUUCCACACCAACACCAAAAAAGGAAUCUUUGUUGUCAAGACUAUUCCGGCGAUCAAAACGUUCUCAGUGUCAUAUAGGAACCUUCAGUGCCCAGUUCCCUCCAACAGAAUGGUUCAACUCCAAAGCUGUGCAUCUACACAAUGUUGGAACCCAAACCACAGCCACAGAAAAGGAAACGGGUAUCAAUAUAGCCGCCUACUUAGAAAACUGUGAUAUCAGCGCAUCCAGAUCAACUACGUUACCAAGAAACCAUCGAAGACAUCUUUCCAGCGACCUCAACUGCGGAACGCCAUACUCCGGCUCCAGAGAAAAUUCACCUAUUUCAAGGUACACCAACUCUUACACUACCGGAUCUCUACCAAGAAAACACGCCUACAGGAGCAGAGACAGUUCCAGAAAAACCAGCAGGAGCAGCUUGACAAAACCCCAAGUACCUCAAGAUCAAAAACUCGACGAUAAAGCACCAGAACAAGACCAAACGUUGACUCCCAAGCUCAACGACAGAUUGUGUUUACCGACUGCAGAGUCUUCCAGAACUAGUCAUAAAUCCCCUAUAAACUGCAGCUACGAAGAUAAGGCGAGUUCUCUUCCAGAUACACCAGUCAAAAAUCUUUCCAGCAUCGAUAACAGCGGUCCGAGUAGCAUAGAGUCGCACAAGAGUAGCAAAACUGGAAGCUCAGUAACCAGCGGGCCUUCCAGUCUUGAAUCGCACAAGACAGUGAUCAACAGAAACCUACUGGACUCACCUAAAACAGACGCGAGAACUACCAGAAAAGUCACCAGGAAAGAAACAAGUACUGCUACCACCAAAACUAAAUCUACCCCAAGGACUACCACUAAUAUUUCGAGCCCGAAAUCAUCUCCGAUGUCACAUAGCAAUUCUUUCACCCUGCAAGUAACGACCAACCAGAAUGGCAUCAACAUGGAUAAUCAUAUCAACGCCACUGCAACAGCUGCCAUAAACAGUGGGGGAGGAGGGAACACGAAAAUUUUCGUGCAGAACUCCCCAGUCCGAUCGGUGAUCACGUUCGAGAAUGGCCAGGGAGACAAAAACCCAAACCUGGUGGUCAUUAAUAGUACAGAGGAAAAUGAUACAGCAGCAACACCAAGCGAAAGCGUAGAGGUGAAGCCAACGAAGAACACCAAUCACAUAGUCGAGACCCAGCACAGCUUGAACAACUCUAGGGAUAUGAUAAACAGCGAAAGCAAGUUCGAAGCCAUGAAUAACAGUAGGAAGCUAUCUCUUCAGCUUCCUUCUAGGGACAGUUUGAGCUACCACAAUGUCAUCAAAAACGUGUCCCACAAUCAGUUCAUUAGCAACUCCAACCCAGACUCACCGAUUGCCAAUACUUUCAGGGAGAUCACCAAGAACCCCUCUUUCACAAGUACCCCACCAAGCCCUACCAAGAGUUACGAGGGCAUUCCCAUGCUGUCUUCGGGUAAAUACAUAAAGAACGAAGUCGGCUCCAAGACUUCCCUGGAGAAAUCCUUGUACGGCAAAUCUCUGGAUAAGAAUCUGAUGGGGUCAGAGCCGAAUAUUUGCUAUAAAGAGCGGACGCUGACUAGGGAGAACAGCAACCAACAGUUCCCAAGCUUGAGCGACUUGAGUUUCAACUUUACUAGUCUGGCUGCUCAGAAAAUUCUCAAGGGUGUCAGUAUCAAUAGCGUGGACACGUUGGUCGAGCUCAAUAUGGCUGCUAAUGUCGAAAAACAGAACAAUUGCGAUGUGGUACAUACCGAUUUCGGUUUGGUUUGACUUACCUUAGGCAAACUUUUUUUCAUGAAAAGUUCGCUAUAAGGGUAACAACGAACGAAUUUAAAACGACAAUAUUUUUGCGAUCAAUUUAGGAUUGUAUACACCAGUUUAACUUUGUAGCUAUUUUGUAAUUUUGUAUAUUUAUUAUAUAAUAUUAUGUAAUUAUAUCAUAUUAUACGUAUGCAUCAAUUUUAUAACCUAUACAUGUACAGAUGGAGAAUUAAACGAAUCUAUUAU
Phaedon cochleariae (mustard beetle) is the source of this 3132-nucleotide messenger RNA. Lineage: Eukaryota; Metazoa; Arthropoda; Insecta; Coleoptera; Chrysomelidae. The record is from the annotation of a GenBank genome assembly.